AUGGCCCCGAAACGCACCAGACAACAGCGUGCACAAGGCGACAAGGUCAAGCGCUCUGCUCUUCGCCGCAGAUUUGGUGGACUUGAUAUCGACGAGCAAGCCAAUACAUCAUCUGUUGCCGAGACCACUGAAGAACCUACCGAAGCUCCAACUGCUACUCCUGACAUACACCCAAGUCAUGGCCCAACCACCAUUGAGAUCUCCAAAUUCCCUCUUGUCGAGAAAUGGGAGCGUAUUGAAGAAGCAGAGCGCAAGCAAAUUGCUCAGCGACAUGCAACACGUACCGGUCCAUAUGGUUUCGAACCAGACUAUCUCCCAGUUCAGAUCCACGCCGCAGUCCCUAUUCACGGCCGUUUCACACGAGAGAUCGAGUCAGACAUUGUCAAAUGUAACACGAUCGAAGCCAUCAAAGAUAUUGCCAAAACCAGUCUUCCCCUCGAGUUCCAGCGCUCAAACAUGAAACUCAAAGAAACCAAGUUCGCCGGCAUCAUGACUUACGGCCCAACCAACGUUUUCUCCACCAAAUCGAUCAGAAACGUCACUCGCGGACUCUUUCUGGAUGAGGAGGCAUACAAGAAGUGGUGGAUGACAGUCAACAUGAUGCCACGCAAGGAAGGAGACAUGGUCAAGGUCGUUGUGGUGUUGUGGCACGAGUCCGAGGCAAAGGCCAAGGCCGUGCAGUUGCCGGACUUUUGGACGGAGGAGAACGCACGUGUUUUGGGCAACAUGUUCGAGAAGCUUGAUUGGCCAAUCUUCAUGAGCCAAUCAGAGUUGGAGGCAGGGUGCCGGGCAUAUGUGAAGAUCCAGGAGCAAUUGCAGGAGGCCAGGAACGAUGCCAUCCUGGCAGGCGCCUGGAAGGAGGAGAGGAAGGCCCUGAAGGGCGAGGUUCGUCGCGCAGUCGUCGCCGCCGACAAGGUCACUGCCAAGUGUGACGCCAUCGUCGCGGCCUUCGAGAAAGGCGACAUGGCAGGGGUGGCUCGCCUGGCGGGCAAGUGGAGGAAGGCUGCUGCUGCCAAGGAGGUCGUCGCCGACGAGGUGGAGGAGGAGGUCGACGAUCCUUACGACGACGACUUCGUUCCCUGCCUCGGUCGACGACGCUGA
Capronia coronata CBS 617.96 is the source of this 1101-nucleotide messenger RNA. RefSeq lists its product as uncharacterized. Bases 1 to 1101 code for a protein of 366 amino acids. The transcript has a single exon. The record is from RefSeq and is a predicted model, not a curated record. NCBI's taxonomy places the organism in Eukaryota, Fungi, Ascomycota, Eurotiomycetes, Chaetothyriales, Herpotrichiellaceae.